CUAAUUAUUAUCAUACUUUAUCUAAAGAUAAUUAUAAAACUAUAUAAUAUAUUUGGUUUUUUGCAAUCAGCGCAUUACAAAAGUGGUCUUUUGACUGUGUGUGCGAAAAAAGUGAAAACGAAAUAAAGGAAUGUUUAAAACCCUCAUACUCCUGACAGCCUUAGCGUCAGCUUUGGCUCGUCCCAGCGAAGAAGGGUCUCCCAACAAUGGACUCCUAGAGUACCACCCUGACUGCCCCCCGGCGGAAGUUCACUUCCUCCUCCCUCACGAGUAUGACUGCACCAAGUUUUACUACUGCGAAUAUGGACUGAAGUACAUCGAGCCUAGGGAUUGUCCCCCGGGUACUGAAUUCAGUGCUGAAAUUCAGGUCUGUGUUCAUCCUGCUAGCGCCGGAUGUACCCUCCCUGGAUACUCCACCACUUCAGAAGCCCCUGCUCCUACAAGUACUGCAGCCCCAACCACUACUGCUGCACCCACAACUACGACUACAACCCCUGAACCUACAACUACGACUACAACUACUACAACAACUACACCAGCCCCAACAACCACGACUACAACUACUACACAAGCCCCAACAACCACUACAACUACAACACAAGCCCCUACUACGACUACUACAACAACACAAGCCCCAACAACAACUACAACUACUACACAAGCUCCAACAACUACUACUACAACUACACAAGCGCCAACAACCACUACAACGACUACACAAGCCCCAACAACCACUACAACUACUACACAAGCUCCUACUACGACUACGACUACUACUGCAGCCCCAACAACAACAACUGCAGCCCCAACAACAACAACGGCUGCGCCUACAACGGCUGCACCUUCAACAACUGCAGUGCCAUCCACUGUAGCCCCUACAGAUGCGCCGUCCACUGCUGCUCCAUCCAGCACAGCCCAGCCUGACUGUGAUUUCCUAGACAACGGAUGCCCAGCUGACUUCGAUGUCCACCAUCUUCUUCCCCAUGAGGAGUAUUGUAACAAGUUCUACUACUGUGUUUUCGGUGAGAAGGUGGAGAGAGACUGUGCUCCUGGCACCUGGUUUAACUUCGAAAUUCAGAACUGCGACUGGCCUCAUAACGUAGACUGCGACAAAGGAGUCAGUGAAGUGACUCCUACUCCUCAACCACCAAUCACCGAGGGUCCAGGAAAUGACAACGACUCCGGAGACAUCCUGGACAAUGGCUGCCCAGCUGACUUCGACGUCCACCACCUUCUUCCCCACGAAACUGAUUGUGAUAAAUUCUAUUACUGCGUUUUCGGGGAGAAAGUCGAAAGGAUCUGUGCUCCCGGCACAUAUUUCAACUACGAAAUACAGGCAUGCGACUGGCCCUACAACGUAAACUGCUCAUCAUCAGGAAACGGAAAUGACUCCAACAGCAUCGAAGACGAUGUCGUUGGAGAUGACAAUAAUGACGGUAACGGCUGCGAUGGCUCUUGCCCAGACAACGGUGGUAAUGACGGUAACGACGGUAAUGGAGAUGGCAAUGGCGGUAACGGAGGCUGCGACGGCUCUUGCCCAGACAACGGCGGUAAUGACGGUAAUGGAGAUGGCAAUGAUUGCGAAGACGGUGGAUUCGUGCCACUUCCUAAUGGAUGCCCAGCUGACUUCGAUAUCCACCAUCUGCUUCCACAUGAAUAUGAUUGCAAUCGCUUCUACUACUGUGUGCAUGGAGAGAUUGUACCGGCCCAGUGUCCCCCUGGAACUCACUUCAGUGUUAAAGAACAGAUUUGUGACUGGCCUCACCUAGCUGGAUGUGAAGAGUCGGGAAGCUGCAAUGGCACUUGCCCUGAUGACGGCGGUAAUGACGGAGGCAACGACGGUGGCAACGGAGGCUGUGACGGUUCUUGCCCCGAUGACGGCGGUAAUGACGGAGACAAUGAUGGUGGAAACGACGGUGGUAAUGACGGUGGCAAUGGAGGCUGUGACGGUUCUUGCCCCGAUGACGGUGGUAAUGAUGGUGGCAACGACGGUGGAAAUGACGGUGGCAAUGACGGUGGUGAUGGAGAUUGCGACGGAGACAACGAUGGUGGCAACGAUGGUGGCAAUGACGGUGGCAACGAUGGCGGUAAUGACGGUGGUAACGGAGGCUGCGAUGGCUCUUGCCCCGAUGAUGGUGGUAAUGACGGAGACAACGACGGUGGAAAUGACGGUGGCAAUGACGGUGGCAACGACGGUGACAACGAUGGUGGUAAUGACGGUGGCAACGACGGUGGAAAUGACGGUGACAACGGAGGUUGCGACGGCUCAUGCCCAUCCCCAGUUACCCCCGAAGACAUUUGCUCUAACGAGUGCAACGUCGCCCCCUGGGCUCAUGACGACUGUGACAAGUACUGGAUCUGUAGAGACAGUACUCCUAUCCUCAUUACCUGCUCCGAAGGUCUUCAUUUCAACCCUAGCACCUAUACUUGUGACUUCCAGUGCAAUGCUGGAUGCAUUAGGGAGAAUGUCCAGACAACUGCUGAUGCUAGUGGCGUGAAAGUUUUCCUGCCCUGGGAUAAGGUUGAUAGCGAGAUGAAGAAAUUGUUGAAGAUUUAAUUCUAAAACGGUUUUUAAAAAAAUCUUUGAUAUAGGAUGUUCCGUUUGCCAAUGUAGAGAGAUUUGUAAAUAUAUUUAUUUAUAUUUCAAAAUAAAUGACAAAUUCAAUCAAUUGUACAAAAAAAAAACUUGUUUAAAAUUUUUUACUGCUAAAUAAAUGAAUGCAAUUUUAUUUAAUUCUUUUGAUUUUGUAAUUGUAUUUUUUUAUUUUUUUAUAUAUUUAUUGAUAGAAGUAUGCUGAGAGUAUUUGUCUGUGGUCCAAGAUAAAAAAAUAUGUCAUUUUUAUGAAUAAAAUAAUAUUUUUUUAUAAAAUAUUUAUGAAUGACUCUCUGUAUCAUUUUAAAAUAAAUGCUAUAUGAGGAGAAUUAAAAGUUUUUUUUUUAUAAAUUAUGAUUAUUUUAUUGAUAAAUCAAAGAAUGUAAAUAAAACAAUACAUGUAAACUUUACUCAGAAAUAUUAUUUAUUUGUAAAAUAUUGUAAAUAAAUAUAAAAAUUCACAAUUUUCAAUCGUUUCUUAGCAUUAUGUCUUAUAUUAAGUUUAUCUUAGUUUAAAAUUACAUAAGGCACAUUAAAAUAUAUUAUUAUUAUUGCUAAUAAA
Helicoverpa zea (corn earworm) is the source of this 3155-nucleotide messenger RNA. Its product is annotated as chitin-binding domain protein cbd-1-like. The transcript has 7 exons. Lineage: Eukaryota; Metazoa; Arthropoda; Insecta; Lepidoptera; Noctuidae. Bases 131 to 2557 code for a protein of 808 amino acids. The record is from RefSeq and is a predicted model, not a curated record. Gene Ontology annotation, cellular component: extracellular region. Gene Ontology annotation, molecular function: chitin binding.